AUGGCGCUACAGUCUCCGGGCGCCGCCGGAGCUUCAUCUUCCGUUUCUCGGCUUCUCUCCUCCGCGAAAUUAAGUUCUACUAAGACUCUCUUCUCUGUCGACUUCGUCGGAUCCUGCUGUAUUUCCAAGGGAACCAAACGGCGUAAUGAACUCUCCGGGUUCCGCGGCUACAGUCCACUGCUGAAGUCCUCGCUAAGGUCUCCGUUGUCGGCAAAAGCGAACCUGAAUUUUGACCGGCCCGCCGGCGAUGCGUCGGCUUCCUAUUCUCAUCUGAAACCCGAGGUGGCGAACUUAGAAGAUAUAAUCUCGGAAAGAGGAGCAUGUGGGGUUGGGUUCAUAGCGAACUUGGAGAACAAGGCUACACAUAAAAUUGUAAGUGAUGCUCUGAUAGCACUUGGCUGUAUGGAACACAGGGGAGGUUGCGGUGCUGAUAAUGCUUCUGGCGACGGUUCUGGUUUGAUGACUUCCAUUCCUUGGGAUCUAUUCAACGAAUGGGCUGAGAAGCAAGGAAUGGCUUCUUUUGAUAAGCUUCAUACGGGUGUUGGAAUGCUGUUCCUACCGCGAGAUGAAGACAUCAGGAAAGAAGCCAAGAAAGUGGUUACAAGUAUUUUCGAGAAGGAGGGCCUGGAGGUGCUUGGAUGGAGGGAUGUUCCUGUAGAACCGUCCAUUGUCGGCCAUUAUGCGAAAAAGACGAUGCCGAAAACGGAACAGGUCUUUGUUAGAAUUGUCAAAGAAGAUAAAGUAGACGACGUUGAAAGAGAGCUUUACAUUUGCAGGAAGCUGAUUGAAAGAGCUGUUGCUUCUGAAAGUUGGGCCUCUGAGCUCUACUUCAGUUCCUUGUCCAACCAGACCAUUGUUUACAAGGGAAUGCUUCGCUCAGAAGUUCUUGGGUUAUUUUACCCCGACCUUCAAAAUGAUCUUUAUAAAUCUGCUUUUGCCAUCUAUCAUCGAAGAUUUAGCACAAAUACUAGUCCCAGAUGGCCUCUUGCUCAGCCAAUGAGGUUUCUUGGACACAACGGGGAGAUCAAUACCAUACAGGGGAACCUAAACUGGAUGACAUCUCGAGAAGCAUCUCUAAAAUCACCUGUUUGGCAUGGACGUGAAAAUGAUAUUCGCCCAAUUAGCAAUCCAAAGGCUUCGGACUCCUCUAACCUUGAUAGUGCUGCGGAAGCUGUAGACUUUUAUGAUUAUUACAAGGGCCAGAUGGAACCCUGGGAUGGACCUGCAUUGAUAUUGUUCAGUGAUGGAAAGACUGUUGGAGCUUGCCUAGACCGCAAUGGACUUCGGCCUGCUAGAUAUUGGCGGACAAGUGAUAAUGUUGUCUAUGUAGCCUCUGAGGUCGGAGUUCUACCAAUGGAUGAAUCGAAAGUCACAAUGAAGGGUCGUCUAGGACCUGGUAUGAUGAUAUCUGUUGACUUAGAAAGUGGACAGGUAUAUGAGAACACAGAAGUGAAGAAGCGGGUUGCAUCAUAUAACCCAUAUGGAAAGUGGGUUAGUGAAAACCUGCGAACUCUGAAGCCUUCUAGUUUUCUUUCGUCAGCAGUCAUGGAGACUGAAGACACCUUAAAACGCCAACAGGCGUUUGGCUACUCGAGCGAAGAUGUUCAAAUGGUAAUUGAGUCAAUGGCGGCACAGGGAAAAGAACCGACGUUUUGCAUGGGGGAUGAUACACCUGUGGCAGUAUUGUCUCAGAAGCCACAUAUGCUUUAUGAUUAUUUCAAGCAGCGGUUUGCUCAGGUUACGAAUCCAGCUAUUGACCCUCUUCGAGAAGGAUUGGUCAUGUCACUUGAAGUAAAUAUUGGAAAACGUGGGAAUAUAUUGGAGGUUGGGCCUCAGAAUGUUUCACAGGUUGUUUUGUCUGGUCCUGUACUAAAUGAACGGGAGCUUGAAGGCUUGCUCAGCGAUCCACAUUUGAAAUCUCAAGUCUUGCCCACAUUUUUUGACAUACAUAGAGGAAUCGAAGGAUCUUUGAAGAAGGCUCUUCUAAAACUCUGCGAAGCUGCAGAUGAAGCUGUUCGUAAUGGUUCCCAAGUGCUUGUUCUCUCAGACAGAUCUGAUAAUCCGGAACCAACUCGACCUGCAAUUCCAAUGUUGUUGGCGGUAGGUGCUGUUCACCAACAUCUGAUUGAGAACGGUCUUCGAAUGUCAGCUUCAAUAAUUGCAGAUACAGCUCAGUGCUUUAGUACGCAUCACUUUGCCUGUUUGAUUGGAUAUGGAGCAAGUGCUAUAUGCCCGCACCUGGCACUGGAGACAUGCAGACAGUGGCGUCUGAGCAACAAGACCGUGAACAUGAUGAGAAACGGAAAAAUGCCUACUGUAACUAUGGAACAGGCUCAAAAGAAUUAUCGCAAGGCUGUUAACACUGGUCUUCUUAAGGUUCUCUCUAAGAUGGGCAUCUCGUUAUUCUCUAGUUAUUGUGGAGCCCAAAUUUUUGAGAUUUAUGGGUUGGGGAAGGAGGUUGUUGAAUUUUCAUUCCGUGGUAGUGCAUCUCGAAUUGGUGGGCUAACUUUGGAUGAGCUGGCUAGGGAGACAUUAACUUUUUGGGUGAGGGCAUUUUCUGAGGAUACAGCCAAACGGCUAGAGAAUUUUGGUUUCAUUCAAUUUAGGCCUGGAGGCGAGUAUCAUGGCAACAACCCAGAGAUGUCUAAAUUACUACACAAAGCCGUCCGCGAAAAGAGUGAGACAGCAUAUGCAGUCUAUCAGCAGCAUUUAGCCAACCGUCCCAUUACGGUUUUCCGCGAUCUUCUUGAGUUCAAAAGUGACCGUAAGCCUAUUCCUGUUGGGAAGGUUGAGCCUGCUUCCUCUAUUGUGGAGCGGUUUUGUACCGGUGGAAUGUCUCUUGGAGCAAUCUCGAGAGAAACUCAUGAGACAAUUGCUAUUGCAAUGAACAGAUUAGGGGGAAAAUCCAAUUCAGGGGAAGGAGGGGAGGAUCCGAUCCGCUGGAAGCCGCUAACAGAUGUUGUUGAUGGGUACUCUUCAACGCUACCACAUCUUAAAGGUCUUCGAAAUGGGGAUACGGCUACAAGUGCUAUCAAGCAGGUUGCUUCAGGGCGUUUUGGUGUCACUCCGACGUUUUUGGUUAAUGCAGACCAGUUGGAAAUCAAAGUUGCUCAAGGAGCGAAGCCAGGUGAAGGUGGCCAACUUCCUGGAAAAAAAGUUAGCGCAUAUAUUGCUAGACUUAGAAAUUCUAAACCAGGAGUUCCGCUUAUAUCCCCACCUCCACAUCAUGAUAUUUAUUCCAUAGAGGAUCUGGCACAGUUGAUCUUUGAUCUUCAUCAGGUUAACCCUAAGGCGAAGGUGUCUGUCAAGCUUGUAUCAGAAGCUGGAAUAGGAACAGUUGCCUCAGGAGUAGCGAAGGCUAAUGCUGAUAUCAUACAGAUAUCUGGGUAUGAUGGUGGCACUGGUGCCAGCCCUAUAAGUUCCAUAAAGCAUGCUGGUGGCCCAUGGGAACUUGGACUAGCUGAAACCCAGCAGACUCUCAUUGGAAAUGGACUCAGGGAAAGAGUAAUUAUCAGGGUUGAUGGUGGAUUCAAGAGUGGUGUUGAUGUGUUGAUUGCUGCAGCUAUGGGCGCUGAUGAGUAUGGGUUUGGUACCCUGGCAAUGAUUGCCACAGGAUGUAUUAUGGCUCGCAUUUGCCAUACUAAUAACUGCCCUGUUGGUGUUGCCAGUCAGAGAGAGGAACUGCGUGCACGUUUCCCUGGUCUGCCUGGUGAUCUUGUCAAUUUCUUCUUGUAUAUUGCCGAGGAGGUGAGGGGGAUAUUAGCUCAGUUGGGAUAUGAAAAAUUGGAUGACAUAAUCGGGCGGACAGACUUGCUAAAGCCAAGGGAUAUCUCGCUCGUGAAAACUCAUCUUGACCUCAGUUAUCUCUUAUCUUCUGUUGGGCUGCCAAAACGUAGCAGUACUUCCAUUAGGAAGCAGGAGGUUCAUUCAAACGGUCCUGUCCUUGACGAUACUCUACUUCAGGAUCCGGAGAUAAGGGAUGCAAUUGAGAAUGAAAAAACGGUUCACAAAACCACGAGUAUAUACAAUGUGGACCGUGCUGUUUGCGGCCGGAUUGCAGGGGUGAUUGCGAAGAAAUACGGAGACACUGGUUUUGCUGGGCAGCUGAACCUAACGUUCACUGGAAGCGCUGGUCAAUCUUUUGCAUGUUUUCUAUCACCUGGAAUGAAUAUACGUCUUGUUGGUGAAGCCAACGACUAUGUGGGAAAGGGAAUGGCCGGAGGUGAAGUUGUGAUAUUACCAGUGGAAUCGACUGGUUUUCGUCCUGAAGAUGCAACUAUUGUAGGAAACACUUGUCUGUAUGGUGCAACUGGUGGGUUUCUAUUUGUCAGAGGCAAAGCAGGCGAGAGAUUUGCGGUUAGAAACUCUCUAGCUCAAGCUGUAGUUGAAGGCACCGGAGACCACUGCUGUGAAUAUAUGACUGGUGGUUGUGUCGUUGUACUUGGGAAAGUCGGUAGAAAUGUAGCCGCCGGGAUGACAGGUGGAUUGGCGUAUAUUCUUGACGACGACAACACUCUCCUCCCUAAGGUGAACAAAGAAAUAGUGAAGAUCCAAAGAGUGACUUCACCGGUAGGACAAACACAGCUUAAGAGCCUGAUUCAAGCUCAUGUGGAGAAAACGGGGAGCAGCAAAGGAGCAACGAUUGUGGAGGAAUGGGACAAGUAUCUUGCAAUGUUCUGGCAACUUGUACCGCCGAGUGAAGAAGACACACCGGAAGCUAACUCCGACCACAUCCUGAAAACAACCACCGGAGACGAAGAACAGGUGUCAAACACAUUUGCAGUGUAG
Thlaspi arvense is the source of this 4788-nucleotide messenger RNA. Lineage: Eukaryota; Viridiplantae; Streptophyta; Magnoliopsida; Brassicales; Brassicaceae. The record is from the annotation of a GenBank genome assembly.